Penaeus chinensis is the source of this 1529-nucleotide messenger RNA. RefSeq lists its product as uncharacterized. The coding region runs from base 34 to 1209 and encodes 391 amino acids. The record is from RefSeq and is a predicted model, not a curated record. The transcript has 8 exons. Lineage: Eukaryota; Metazoa; Arthropoda; Malacostraca; Decapoda; Penaeidae.
ACAGGGUGCACAGUGUAUUCUAAGCCCCACAAGAUGUCGAUUGUGUGUAGGAAGGUGUUAGUACUUGCGCUCACUAUCUCCAGGUGUAGCAGUGAAGGUCCUGACUUAGACUCGGGGGAAGUCGAUGCAGCAGCUAAGCUAAGUCCUAUGGAGAGAGAAGGAGAUGAAUUUCCUCCAGUGUCUACGGGGAAAAUACUUAUCCCAACUUUCGCGUUUCAAAAGAUCAACCUGGAGGCGAUAAGCUGUCAGACUGACGAACAAUGCUACAUACAUCUGCCAAACUUAGACAUCGCUCUUGCAAAAAACAGUAACUUCCCUUCUGCUCCCUAUUGCAACAAGUCAGCAAAUACCUCAUCCCUGGGACACUGCGGAUGCGGUGAAGGGAAAUGUGUCUCUUAUACAAAGGAGUUCGGAAGAGGAACAAUACUGUAUUAUUGCGGUCCCUGUAGCUACGUUGGUGCGAGAUGUAGUGACGACUCUACUUGUCAACAUGAGCUUGCCGAAUGCAGAGACAACUUCUGUGCUUGCAAGAAUGGUGGGGAUUUCUUUGAAUUUUCCUAUUGCGAAGUCCCACAUCUCGGCCUGGAAGUGGCAGUAAACAUGGCCUUCGUCGUGUGUAUUGCUAUCAGCAUCUGCCUCGUCCUGGCCUCCUCGUAUGGUAUCAUUAGCAUGCACCGACUGCGCAGACUCCCGGGGCUGAUACGCUACUUGCAGUCCCAUCAGCGACAGUGUGAGCCGGCUACUGAGGACCUCCCUCCAAAAUACGACGACUUGGUGGACAAACUGCCGUCUUACGAGGAAGCGAUUUUCACGAUACAGAAGAAUCCCUCCGUCGCCGCGGGCCGCAAGAACCUCGCGUUCGACCCUCAAGAGGAGACAGAAGCCCUUCCUGACGUCGACCUCGAAGCGGCAUCGCGUGGAAACCCAGUCGAUCAGAGAGGGAAUUAUUCAGUCCCUGUGCAACCGUAUCAAUCGCAAACCUAUGUCAAAUAUCCCCAAUCCGAUGCAGGGGGAUUGGCUAAGCCUCCUUCGCAUCAUACAGAAUCCGACGUGAAGUUUUCCCAGUCCGAUGCAGGGGGAUUGGCUAAUCCUCCUCCUGGAUUUGGUGUGGAUAAUGAGCUAAUCAAUCCAUCAGCACGAUCUCACUCGACCCGACGUCCCGAUGAAACUCCAAUCCGGGAAUUACUCGUUAAGCACACACAUUCUUGAAAUGUUUAUUAUUGAUGUUAAUAUCAUUCUGGUUGUUAUUGUCAUUAUUAUGCCACUCAUAAAUUCUCUUUUUUAUUAAUCUAUUCAUAAAUCAUCGAUCAUUUCACACGCGAUACAGUGCACGAACUCAUUCCCAUUCCUAUCAUUAAAUUAUAUUGCCAUUGUACAGAGAGGUUUCAUAAUUACUCUGCGUAGGUUAGGGGAAGGAAAAGGAUAAUAGAUAUUAAGGAAAAGCAAUUCAGCGAUAUAUACGCCAAUUAAUAUUCCUGUUUUUUUAUACAAAAAAUAUGUGCUUUUAUAAUAAACGAUAAAUACAGAUA